This is a messenger RNA of Cynoglossus semilaevis (tongue sole), 4140 nucleotides long. RefSeq names its product thyroid peroxidase (gene tpo). Gene Ontology annotation, molecular function: peroxidase activity; heme binding. The transcript is spliced from 11 exons. The record is from RefSeq and is a predicted model, not a curated record. Gene Ontology annotation, biological process: response to oxidative stress. Lineage: Eukaryota; Metazoa; Chordata; Actinopteri; Pleuronectiformes; Cynoglossidae. Bases 793 to 3402 code for a protein of 869 amino acids.
UCUUUUAUUCCUUUGAUGAUCUUAUCUUUAUUCACAAACUCAUCAAAAAGUUUGUUAGCCACAUCUAGCAUGAAUGUUGUAGCAAACUCGCCAUCAGUGAAUGGCUUUCCGUUCCUCAACUAUUGCUAAAGAAGUUGCUGCUGCUGACCUACUAGCCUGGACUCUGGUUAGUAGGACUCUCGGCAGGCCUUUUCACUGCUGCCCCCCACUGGUUAUUUUGAUGAUAUUUGAGUGGUUAGGGUUAUCGAUCAUUGUAUACUUGACACACUGCAGUACCUGCUGUCUCCACAUGGUGCUGAAGUGUAGGGUACUCCUCGUCUUUUUUUCUUCACGGGGUCAAAAAUCAGCUGACUGACUGAUGAUGGCGGGAAGUUUAGUUCAUUACCUCAAUGGUGCGUGUAGGCUAGGUGUCGGACCUUCCUGUACCCCGAAGGACAGAUGUGAUUGGCUGCUGUGAAGGACAGAUGUGAUUGGCUGCUGUGAAGGACAGAUGUGUGGAUUUUCCGUCUGUGGAUUUUCCGUCUGUGGAUUUUCCGUCUGUGGAUUUUUUGUCUGUGGAUUUUUUGUCCUGUUUUUUUCAGUCACUGUUUAAUCAGUACCACAGUUUGAAACAGUUCCAGGACAUAACACAGAUCCAAGUGGCUGAGAUGAAGGAGGAGGAGGAGGAGGAGGAGGAGGAGGAGGAGGAGGAGGAGGAAACCAGUCAGCUGAGAAGCUUCCAGACCCCGGGUCUAAAUACCCCUGCUGUUUUUACCCUCCGUCCAACUGAGCGCACAGGAAGCUGGAGAGAAGAUGAAACCAUCGUCUGAACUUUCAACCACAAAAAUGUCUCGGUUUUUUUUUUUGACUUUUCAUGCAGUUCUGUUUUGUUCAGUUCUACCAGGUGUUCCUUUGAUCACAGCUGAGCGGCUGAACACCUCAUCCAUCACAGAGUUAAUCCUCUCAUCGUUUGAUCAAAGUCUUCGUUUGAUCAAUGAAUCCAGGCUUCAGUCCAGACGACGACGGAGCUCGUCCUCGUCCUCGUCCUCCACCUCCUUCAGGUUCUUCCGUCCCUCUGAUCCUGAGACCCUGGGGAUUUCUCGAGCCGCGGAGGUUUUUCAAACGACUGUGCGAGUCCUGAGUCAGAGAGUCAGAGCUGCAGACUUGUUGUCCUGGAAGGACGUGGAGCUGAUUGGACGGCUGUCUCAGUGUCCCGCCUCCCACACAGCCCCGUGUCCUGUCACCUCAAAGUACCGUUCCAUAUCUGGGCUCUGCAACAACAGAGAAAACCCUCUGUGGGGAGCAGCCCACACCCCCCUGGUCAGAUGGCUUCCUGCAGAAUAUGAAGAUGAUCAGGAAGAACCCAAGGGCUGGAACACAGGACGGCUGUAUAACGGACAUCCACUGCCCCUGCCGUGGGACGUCAGCAGUAAAAUAAUGAGGGGCUGGUCCAGCGGUGAAGACGACGUCUAUUCUCUCCUGUUGGUGGAGUGGGGUCAGUACCUGGACCAUGACGUCACCUUCACCCCUCAGAGCACUGAUGCUGCUGCUGCUGCUGCUGCUGCUGCUGCUGCUGUGGAUUGUCUCAACACCUGUGAGAAUGUGCAGCCAUGUUUCCCCAUCAAGGUAGACACAACAAACUUGUCUGUUCCAGGGUCUUUCUUCACUCGUGAAUCAGUUCCUCUGUGUCUUUGGACUCUGGUCCAAAUGUCCUCUGGUCUUCAGGGCGUAGAAUCACAGAACUGUUCAAACAGUCCUGGUCCAAAUGUCCUCAGGACAGUUCCAGUGACAGCAACAGUGUCAGUGGUGGUUCCACAAUGCGUUCAUGGUGUCAUUUCUCCACAGAUGAAUGAUUUUCACCCACAAACCCAGGACUGCUUGCCCUUUUACCGCUCCACCCCAGCCUGCCCGGUCAGUGUCGGGGCAGAGCUCACAGCAGUGUUUCAGAGACAGCAGAUGAACGCCAUCACGUCCUUCAUCGAUGCGUCGCUCAUCUACGGUCACACUCCCGAGCUGCAGAGCUCCCUCCGUGACCUCCGUGGCUUUAAUGGGAAGCUAGCUGUCAACCAGCAGUUCAAGGAUCCAAAAGAAAGAGCCUACCUUCCUUCUGUGGCCCGUCUACCGUCAACAUGUCGCCAGGGUGGGCAGGUGGAGAGAGUGGAGUGCUUCAACGCUGGAGACAGCCGGGCCAACGAGGGUCUGCCCCUGAUGGCCCUACAUACUUUGUGGCUUCGGGAACACAAUCGAAUCACAGAGACGUUGAAAGUGAUGAACGAUCACUGGAGCCCGGAAAUGUUGUAUCAAGAAACUCGCAAGAUCGUUGGAGCUUUGCACCAGAUAAUAACCUUCAGAGAUUACCUUCCAAAGAUCAUCGGCCCCGAGUCUUUUGAACAUUUCGUUGGACAGUAUAAAGGAUACGAUCCAACCACAGACCCCUCUGCCUCCAAUGUUUUUGCCACUGCUGCCUUCAGGUUUGGCCACGCCACCAUCCCCCCCAUCCUCAGGAGACUGAACGAAAGCUUCCAGCCACACGAGCGUUUCUCCCAGCUGAGACUGCACGAUACUUUCUUUAGUCCCUGGAGGUUAGUCAAAGAAGGUGGUGUGGAGCCGGUUCUCAGAGGUGUGGUUGGAAGUGCUGCCCCACUGGUUAACCCCAACAUGCUGCUGGUGGAGGAGGUGACAGAGAGGCUGCUGGUCCCCAACGUCCCUCAGCACCUGGACCUGGCUUCACUGAACCUACAGAGAGGACGAGAUCAUGGUCUUCCAGGAUACAACCACUGGAGGGCGUUCUGUGGGCUGCAGCCUGUUGUCACUCUGUCUGAUCUGACGGCGGUCGUGGGAGACCACGGGGUCGCUGAGAAGAUACAAACACUUUAUGGACACUUGGACAACGUGGACGUUUGGCUGGGAGGACUGGUGGAGAAACCUCUGCCCAGAUCAAGGACUGGUCCUCUGUUCGCCUGUCUGAUUGGACGGCAGAUGAAAGCGCUCCGUGAUGGCGACAGAUUUUGGUGGGAGGCUGAUGGUGUUUUCUCCCAGCAACAGAGGAGUCAACUUUAUAAAGUGUCUCUGUCUGGAAUCAUGUGUGACAACUCCGACACCGGGGAGUUGCCCCGCGAUCCUUUCAGAUUUAACAAAUACCCUUCAGAAUACGUUCCCUGUGCUGAAAUACCAUCCAUGAAUCUGGACGCUUGGAGAGAAGACAAGAGCAGAGACUUGGAGAGCUGCGGUUCUCCACCACAGAUAGAGAACGGAGACUUCAUCUUGUCCUCUUCAUCUGGGAGACUGACAGCUCUGUACCACUGUCACCAUGGUUACCACUUAACAGGCAACGCAGCAGCAGCAGUUUGUGAGGACAGUCAGUGGACUGAUGAGCGCCCUCUAUGUAAAAGUAUGUCCACUGGUCUUGACCAUUUUCUCUGAUCCUCGGAGCUCGUGGUGACGUCACGCGGCCUCAGUGAAGCAGAUCACUGGUCCUAACCCUAACACCAGGCGAUGAUGACGCUCUGCUCUCACUAACGCUCUACAGUCAAAGACCCACCGUGAAAAGGGAAAAUCCAUGAAGUCGAGGCGAGACAGUUAUUCUAUUAUUGACGUAUAUCUUUACCCUUUGUGAAGCCCCCCCCCCCCAACUGUUAUCACCCCUCCCUGGACUGUAUCACCCCCCCCCCACAGCACAGAUUUUUCUUUUUGACAAAAACUUGACUGAUUUUAAAAUGUCCAGAUGAACACAGAUUAUACAGUGAGGGUGGUUUUAAUCUGAGUGGAUUAUGAUGAAAUGGUGGGUUAGGAAAUAUUAAUCCACUGAGGAAAAAAAUAGAAAAGAAUUCAGUGGGUAGUGAAAUCAAAUACUACUGUACUAAUGAAGUAGCAAUGAAGUACGUAGUAUGUCCUACAAAUAUUUGUUGACUGUUACUGUACUGUAGUGUACUCUGUGUUUUACCUCAGUUCCCAUCUGACGCUUUCUUGAAUAUUUCUGUUAAUAUAUAAUAUAUACUGUCAUACACAAGAAAAUACAAAAAACAUUACAACGUGUAUUUUUGUGUAGUACUUGACGUAGUAUCUCCUGACGUUCUUUAUACUCAUUGUGCACUUUCCUGAUCACACAACAUAGAAAUGUACAAGACUCUGACAAAUGAAAAAUAAACCGAAUCAAAUGUU